AUGCGUUUCCAGUUUGGUACGAACCAUAAGGUCAUCAGUGCAGACUGUUUUCGUCUAGUGAGCUUGGUGCCGGAAGUGCAGAAUGACGUUGAAGUCGUGAAGCCUGUCUUGGACGAGUUGGAAGUGAUGCGACUGAGCUGCGCGCUCGGAAUGUUGUCGACAGCAAGCUCCCAAGACUUUGAGAGCGAGAUGCUGGAGGCCAGUGACUUCGAUGACGACUUCGCUCGCUUCCUUCGAAAGCAGGUGUUUGAGACAAACGGAAAAGGCACCUCCGACGGCACCAAGGUGAUAUCCCUGUUCGGUAAGCAAGACGCUGUAAAGCACGAGCUGAGAAAGAUGGAUCGCUGGUCUCCUGCGACUGACAACAAUUUGAAGACGGAAGACCAGGGGAUCUAUUGCGUAACGCAAAAGGACGACGAAACUGCGGAGCACUCGCUGGUUUUAUUUGGAUGGAUACAAGAAAGAUUGUUCCGGAAGGUUCGACUGCGUGAUACGGCGACGUACGUGCUCCGUUUCUUGUCAUGCUUGAGCCCCGACAUGGUGUGCUGCCUGUCAUCCGAAGAUGUGGAGUUGGUCGAGCAAGCGGUCGCUUCUAUGAAGACAAACAAUUUGGACGCUUGGGAAUCGUUUUCAGUAUCGUUCCACGUUGACGUGCAGGAAGACCAGAAAGACGCUGUCGAUUGCGGAUGUCUGCCGGAUAUAGUGUUGCCUACAAGCGUGUCGGCACAGAAUGUUCGGCUGCUAAAAGGCACUUAUCCUGCGUUUGCCGUGGUGGAGUCAGCUCCAGCCGAGAGAUGCAGCAAAACGGAUCGCCUUACAUUUGACAGCGCCGAUGAAUUUGCGAAGUGGCUUGCUAACGAGUCCAAGCUGCGGAACUUACGGUUCGAAACUGAUGGAACGCCAGGAGGCAAACUCAUCAAUAUGAUGCUGAAUGCAAGCGAAAAGUGGCCCGGAACGAAGCUCGAAAGCAUCAAAGAGACGCAAGACCGUAGUCUGCAAGCGUCGAUGGAGCAGUCAAAGGACCGAGUAGAACAGUGCAUUGAGGAUCGUCGGGCGGCCCUAAUCCGAUGUGUGGACAAGUUGUUUGACUUGGAUGUGCUGUUUAAGGCGGCCAAAGAUGAGCCGGCCUUCAAGGUGGUGCACGAGUACGUGCAGGAAGCCCAAACGAAUCGCGACAUCUGGAGCAAGAUCGACAAAGCAACACAAACGACACUAGAUUUACCGCUUCGUCUGAAGAAUCAAAUGGCGGCCAUAGCUUUGGCAUUCUGCGAGCACUCGUCGGAUGAUUCUCCAAGCAACGCAAGUAAAAGCUUAGCAACGUUCAUGAGCGACUUUACUACAUCUGAAAAGGAACUUCCGGGCAACAACAGCAAAGGUGUUUUGACACGAGCGUGGAAGAAAUUGAGCAGCAUGCUUGGAGAUCAAACUCCGGAGUUACUGACGGACCGAUUCCGUGAAUGCAUGAUCGAACCCCUGCACGAAGCUAAACAAGUUUGGUUCGAGGCGAUUGAACAGUCAUUUGCUGUCACUCACAGCGUCUUGCUGCCCGCGUGGAGUGAAGAAAAGCGGAAGGCAAUUGUUCGAACGUGUCAAGAAGACGAGCGUGAGGCCAUCUCGAGUGCUUUCGAGGAACUGUUGCAGAUUUGGCGCAACCAACAUGAAGGUGGUCUCAUGACGACCAUUCGUCCUCGCGUGUUUCCGACUGUGGUGAAGUGCUCGGUCGUAAAGGAACACUGGAAACCUGCGACGGACCAGAUAAACGUUUUCAAGCUGGCACAGGAUGACAACGGAUCCUUUAGCCCCAAUCAGCUGGGUACGCAUCGUUUGAGUCCAGGGGCUACGCUGCUAAAAGCUUUCGCGAUCAAAAAUCGCUGCAUCCUCUUGGUGACAUGUUCUCAGCAAAAGAUGACGGUAGAACGCAUCGACUUCCCACUUCAGCGAUCGUACUUUUACAAAACCGUGGGAACGGUGACGUUCACGCGUUCAUUUGGGCGAGUUGCAUCGUUGUGCGACUACAACGUUCAUGAACGAGUCAUGGCGUUCGUGGAAGAAGGUGGGCGGGUCGCGCUGUACCGCUUCAACGAAACGUUUUCAUCGCUCGAAAUUUACAAGCACGUUGAGUUGUCGCUGCGGACAUCGUUGUCACUUCCGGUCGUCAGUUUUCUCUUGGUCGAUGGCUUCCUGUACGCGAUCGACAAGAACGGGUCGAUCCAGUCUGUGAAUGUCAAAAACCAGCAGACAUCGCGCAUUGCUCAAACGCUGGUAUCAGGAUCCGGUGGGUCUACGAGUCCGCUGUUUACUAUAGCCGACAAUGCAGUGUUGGGCUAUAUGGCGAGCAAAAAAGCCGAAGACGCAAUGGAUUCUACGCAACGAUCCGAAUUGUGUGCCAUAGCCAGCGAAGACUACCGCGAAGUACCUGUAAGCAAUCCGAUAUCUUUAUCACUUCGAUCGCAACACCUGUCGGUCGAAAGUUUCCAGGACUUUUUGUUUGCAGUCGACGAGGAGCGAAAGAGAAUUCGCGUGCAUCGACUAACGGCAACCGUGCGAAGCGAAUCGUUUCGCAUUGAGCACUCGAAGGAACGUUCAGUAAACGGCACUAAGGUCGAGACGGAUGGAUCAAGCAAGGUCGAUCACUGGCUUCGAGCCUUCUAUCACAUGUACGAGAAGUUUCCUGUUCGCGGCUUGAUUCGGGGAGUUGACGACACGUAUGCGACGUUGAAGCUGCGCUUGAUGUGCAAUUCUGCGCUGUCACAGUCUGAUGAAAGUCACUGCCGUUACUUUUUUCAAACCGUGAUGCGUGAUCUCCGGAAACUAAACAAGCCUCUCGGUGGAAUGGACUUAGCACGAGAUUUGGUCUUCAUGACACAGAUGGAUGCAAGGAUGAACGGCAUUGCGCCCCAGCCUGUGCGUUUCAUUCUACAACAGCUGAUUACAUUUGUACCGAUCCAGAUUUGUCGAGCGGAAAGCAACUCGCUUACAGUCAUGCAAAACGGUCAAGCGACCCAGAUGAUCGACCCGUCGCAGAGCCUUCACGCCGUCGACAUCGCUCGAUCGAUUCGGUUCGGACUUCUGUCGCCGUUGCUCGAGUCGUGGCAGGGGAGGUGCGUCGUUAUAACUUCAAUGGGGAAGCAGUCCACUGGAAAGAGUUACUUGCUCAACCACUUGACGGGGUCGUCUUUUGCGAUUGCUGGCGCACGCUGCACUGACGGAGCAUGGAUGUCGAUCCGUAUCUUGCCGAAUAACGUUCUUCUCGUUGUCCUUGACUUCGAAGGCCUUGGGUCUUUUGAGCGAACUGAGCAGGAAGACGUGUUCUUGUCGGUAUUUAACGCCUCCAUUUCGAUGUUUACCAUUUUUCGGAUGGAAAUGCGGUUCGAUAAGGAGAUCGAUGAUUUGUUUGCUCGCUUCCAGAAAGGUGUGGCGUUGAUCAAGGGGGAUCCGAGUCUCUUCCGAGGCAAGCUGUAUAUGUCUGUGAAAGAUGUGAACCCGAACGACCAGAAGGGUGUGCUCGACGAGUUUCGAGGCAAACUUCAGAAGCUAGUGAGCGCGAACAAGCACGGUAACUUUCUGCUCGACUUGUACUCGGGCCAACUUGACAUCAAUUGCUCCCCGACGCUGGGCACGACCGACUACUACCAGUCGCUUAUGCACGCUCAGAAUUUUAUCGAGAAGUUUCUGUGCAACUCAGAGAAAGCAGGCUUCCGUAGCGGCAAAACGUUUCUGGACUGCAUUCGUCUGGUUCUCGCCAAAAUCGCGAAUCUGGACUGGACGUCGCUCGAUGAAGGUGUAAAGCAGUUCCAGUUAUCGGAAAUCAGCUCGAAGCUGCCGGGGUUGAUCCGAACGGGAUGCACUAUCCCUCAAGAGUACGUCGCGAGAAGAGAAUAUAUCGCGCCGUACCUAAAAGAAGACAUUGUGUUACCUGGUGGGAAAGUGAUCGACAUCGAUCUGGAGGCAAUGAUGGCAGCGUGUCCUGCUUCGGGUGACAAGUGGCGCGCUCUUAGCGAAUGUAUUGAUUUCAACUCGAUACUCGAUAGGGAGAUCGAUUUCGGCUUCGACUCUUGCUCGACCAGCGAAGAAACGAUCGAGCAUGUUCAUGCUGCAAUCAAACAGAUGUAUUGGCUAUUCUUGCGAACCAACUUGAGUAUCCAAGGCGGCAAAGUGUCGAGAGAGAUAGUCGCCGACUUCGACGCUUUCCUAGCUUUUAUCGUCCGUCGUCGUAAGGCCCGAAUUCUCAUUUGGGUAACGCAAAUGCUCGGAGGUCGAGUGGCGGAGGAGUGGAAAAGUCUGGAGCAACAGUAUCUGGGCCAGUUUCAGCUGCUGUUUAGGCGCUGUCAGAGCCAAUGUGACGACUGCCGGCUGGGAUGCAUGAAAGCUGCUGCUCACUCGGAGAACUCUUCGCACAAUUGUGGAGGGAGCCACGUUUGCGCUGGCCGCUGCGAGUACUGCGAUAGCGGCGAGCAGUUCAAGACUCCUCCUUGCUCCAAAGAAGCCGGUCACGAAGGGAAGUGCGAAUGUACCGGUGGGGAUCACACAUGCGGUAAAGACUGCGGAUUGGCGAACUCGCCAAACUGCGGCAAGAAAUGCUCCUUGAAGCGAGGUCAUAGUAUGCAGCAGCACAAGUGCGACGUACUCGUUCACAUUUGUGGUGAAGAGUGUUCGGCAAGCAACUGCUGUGGCCAAUGUGUCUUGAACGUCGAAGAUCUACAUACCGCUCACAAGUGCGUCGAGCAGCGCUGCAUGCAAAAGUGCAUUAUCGAUGGAUGCAACGAGCUGUGUGCUACUAUGGACCAUUUUCACGGGCAGGUUGACGUCGCUGUGGUGUACUCUGUGGAACAUGGUAUCGGGAAAGGCACGAAUACGUUCGAUGCAUCUGCAGAAGCUCCAGUCGUACACAUGUGCGGAAAUUGGCACGAGUGCCAAGCCAUGUGUGAGGAAAAGGGGAUUUGCCGAGUGGAUGUAUUUCUCAAACAGUCGUCGAAGACGUUCACGGGGUCCCGUGGCAAAUUUCAGUUCACGUUUCAGGAAAUGAACGGCUCGCGCAAGAAAUGCACAAAGCUGCUUGCACCCAACCAGAAGAUGCAUCUAGGCGCCCACACUUGCCUCUGUGAGCCAGGCAAAGUUGACGAUCAACAAAGCGCGCGUGAUCAAACAGUCCAUUACUGCGACGUCCGGUGUCCGUGCUGCAGUUACUUUUGCAACAAAGAGUACGGGCACCAUGACUCGCAUACGACGUCGCAUGGCAACAUGCGCAACACGUACUUCCUCUCGGACGCGAACGAGAUUGAUAUUGAAGAGCGUAAAUACAAGGCUGGUGAGCUGGGCAUUGCUGAAAUGUGCAACUUGUACUGUUCCAAAAUGGGUCGUGAGCAUGUGCACUACCUCGAUUGCGAGCAGGGAACCAAGGAAAAGUGUGUGUACACUGGAAGCACCUCGGAUCAGCGUCGGCACUGUACACGCAAGUUGGAGCCGCCGCCGAAGAAGCAGGUGGACGAAGUUUUGCACGAGCAGUUUUGGAAAACACUGGGCUGGGACGAUCCAUGCACGUCGAAGAUGGAACUCGAGCAAUUUGGCAAGUGCGGAUUCAAGUGUGAUGCGCCGGAUCACGAUGACAAGCCCUCGUACUGCUCCCUUCCUGCGUGGCAUAAGCCGGAAGUCAACCCGAGACGUGGUUUCACCGGGUCUACCUACGUCAGCGGACACAAGUUUGAGUGCUCGCAUGUUGCGAGCGGUGGAAAGAUGCACCAUGUGUUCGUGCUCGAUUGCUCAGGCUCGAUGAAUGGUCAGCCUUGGAAUGGUCUCAUAGCUGCAUGGAGAGAGUUUGUCUACAACCGCAUUGCGGAAGGAGCUACACUGGAUUUGGUCUCGGUUGUGACCUUCGACAGCCGCUCGGAGAUUGUUUACGAAGCGCAGAACAUAACGGCAAUGACUAACGCUAACAUCAGGUAUCGUGGUGGAGGGACAAACUAUGCUGCGGGGCUUCGAGCUGCGACAGAGGUGCUUUCGCGAAUAAACUUCGAAAUGUACAAGCCGACUGUCGUGUUUUUCAGUGACGGACACCCUUGCGAUCCCCUUCAGGGCGAACAGAUUGCGGUGCACAUCAGAAGCUGCUACGAGAAGAACGGACUCCAGGCGUUUGCGGUCGGCUUCGGUAGCAUUAAUCUGGUCAUACUGGAGCGAGUUGCAGCAAAGAUGGGUGGUACGUAUCACCAUGUCCUCACGGGCAACGAGCUGAAGGCGACGUUCUUCAGCAUCUCUGCUUCGAUGAGCACUCGAGCGGGUCUGGCGCUGGCCAAACCAGACCAUGAACGCAACUGCGUGAUUUGUGGACAAGACCUUGCAUCCGGCGAGACGGUCAAGCUAGAUGGGUGUGGUCACGAGCUUCACAAGGCGUGCUUGGACGUGCUGAUGCGCAAUGCUGCGCAGGAUGGAGAGGUGGCUCGUUGUCCAUCGUGCCGCCGCAGUAUUUGUUCUACUUGA
Hyaloperonospora brassicae is the source of this 6474-nucleotide messenger RNA. NCBI's taxonomy places the organism in Eukaryota, Oomycota, Peronosporomycetes, Peronosporales, Peronosporaceae. The record is from the annotation of a GenBank genome assembly.